Molecule: messenger RNA, 2788 nt
Organism: Meriones unguiculatus (Mongolian gerbil)
Lineage: Eukaryota; Metazoa; Chordata; Mammalia; Rodentia; Muridae
Gene: Fam3a
Product: FAM3 metabolism regulating signaling molecule A
Exons: 8
Coding region: 1547-2197 (216 amino acids)
Source: RefSeq, a predicted model, not a curated record
GGCCCCCUGCGCAUCGUGGCCCUAAUCAUCAUUAUGGGUCUCACCUGGAUCCUAGUCACAAUCCUCCUGGGUGGUCCUGGUAGUGGCCUUCCUCGAAUUCAGCAAUUCUUCACCAGCCCAGAGAACUCAGUGACUGCAGGCUGACAGUGUUUCUGUUCUCCUUCAUGAUUGAUAGUUCUUUCCCCAACUGCUCUGUCUACUCUCAUUUUACCAUGAACAGCAGCAAGGAAAAACCAGGCCAUACCUUUAACACCGUGCUUGUGAAUCUCCUCUGCUAAAUAUUUUACAAGCUUUCUUUCCUACAAAACACCAGAUCAACUGACACUUUAUAACAACGAUGGCCUUUCCUCCCAUGCCCAACAAUGGCUUUUUCAACUUCCUUCUAAGGUCUCACCAAAAGAUCUGUAAUGUAAUGUUCCUAUGAAGACUUUGUUUAGGGUGAUGAUGUAAGUGAAAGAUUCAACAAAAGAAUGUUUCUCUGUUACUCUCUUCUUUCUGAGAUUGUAGCAAAAUGUGUUUACCAACCAUGUUGCUAAAUUUGUUUUAAUACAGAGACUUCCUAUGCAGCCCCGGGGUAGCAUUUAAAUCAUCUUUCUAUAUCAGCCUUCCAUGUCCAGGGAUUACAGAUAUGCAGUAACAUUCCUGGCUUCACUCUGUAUUCUUACCAAGAGGAUUCCGGGGGAGGGGUUGUUUGUUUUUUUGCUUUAGUUCUUGUUUUAAACAGUGUAGGUUCUUUCUAUUAUAUACAUCAAAACUCUACAGCUUUUGUCUACUCUACCCAGUUCAAAUCCAUUUUGACAUUCUUAGCUAUUUGUGGUAUUUGUUUAUAUAAACCCCCAGUUCCUGGCACCAAAACCUGUAUUAGCUUCUUAAAGCUACUCUAAGAAAUGCAGAAUAAAGCAGGUGCCUUAAACAAACAAAAUUUACCUUCUCACUAUUCUGGAAACAAGGAGUAUGGAUGAAGGUGUCAGCACCGGGUAAGGGUCUUUCUGUGCCUCUGCAGAUUCCAGAAGCCUUCUCUGUCUCAUCUCGUAGCUGCACCACUCUGUCUUUUGCCUCUACUGUCUCACAGCAUCUUCUGUGUGCUUUUAUCUUUUCUCUUCUCAUAAGAACACCAGUCACAGUGUGUUAAGGGCUCACCAUGCUCCAUUCUGAUUUCAUCAUAACUUAUCUGUCUGCAGCAAAGUCACAUUCUGAGGAACUAAGAGUUCAGAUUCCAGUAUAUUUUGUAUGAUCAUAAUUCAAGCCAUAACAGAGAUCAUCUCCACCCUCACCCUGAAGAAAUCCAGAGGCUACCAGAGCACCAUGCUCAGCUUAUCCACUUUGGUCUGACUGUGUGCCUCAUUCAUGGAGCUCCCACCCUGACUUUCUAGACCUCUGCUUUGUUCUGGUUGUAUAAGGGGUUUAAGCCAGCUGUCAACCCCCUUCUCCCUUUCCUACCAGUAGCAAAAAAGCCUUAUUCUUGGAGUCCCUACCACCCUGCCAACACCGCUUGGAAGCAACCCCAGCUUUGGUCUGAGCCCUAGCUACCUCCUUCCCUAUUUCUAUGCUCUGUGGCUGUUCCUUCAGCCCUGUGUCUGGUCCUGACCUCCACUCUCAGAUCUCAGGUGACACCAGGGCCAGGCACAUGAGUCACAUCUGCUAUCAUUACUCAGAACCAAGGGCCAGGAAGUACAAGUGUGGCCUGCCCCAGCCAUGUCCUGAGGAGCACCUGGCCUUUCGCAUAGUCAGCGGGGCUGCCAAUGUCAUCGGGCCCAAGAUCUGCCUCGAGGACAAGAUGCUCAUGAGCAGCAUCAAGGACAAUGUGGGCCGUGGGCUGAAUAUCGCCCUGGUGAAUGGGGUCAGCGGUGAGCUCCUAGAAGCCAGAGCCUUUGACAUGUGGGCUGGAGAUGUCAAUGAUCUCUUGAAGUUCAUCCGGCCGUUACAUGAAGGUACCCUGGUGUUCGUGGCAUCCUAUGAUGAUCCAGCUACCAAGAUGAAUGAAGAGACCAGGAAGCUUUUUUCUGAGCUGGGCAGCAGGAACGCCAAGGAGCUAUCCUUCCGUGACAGCUGGGUGUUUGUGGGAGCCAAGGGUGUGCAGAACAAGAGCCCCUUUGAGCAGCAUAUGAAGAACAGUAAACACACCAACAAGUAUGAGGGCUGGCCAGAGGCCCUGGAGAUGGAAGGCUGUAUCCCUCGAAGGAGCAUGGCAGGCUAGUACAGCACAACCCUGGGACCAGCCUGAAGGAGGCAACGUGGCACCAAUGGAGGGUGGAGGCCUUGCCCCAUGCUCAGGCAUGAGGCUACCCUGCCCUAAUACAUCAGGGCUUGAAAGUGGCCUCAAGGUCAUAAGGGCCGCAGGGCUGGCCCGUUUCACUUUGUCAUGGAGCUAAGGUACCUGUGUCCUUGUUUUCCUAAAGCUGCUCCCACUGUCACUUCAUACCAAGCCCCUUCCUCUGUCCCUCCUGUGUCACCUUCUAUUUCUUGAGUGCUCCCAGAGACAAGGGUCUUCAGUGCUUGCCCCUCUCAUUAAAGCAGCCAUCCUGUAGGUUGGGAUAUCUUCCAGAAACUCUCCCUCCCUCCCAAAGGCACUUCACUAUCAUCCAACCCUGUUUUCAAUGUGAUCCAAAUCAGAGCUUAAUCAGAUCACUUCUGCAAGCCUAAAUGGAAGAAUCUGGCCUUUGGUGCCCAAGUAGCUAGAGUCCAAUCAAAGUUCCUCACAAACUGUAUGACUGUAUGCAAUUUGUCAGAGGGCUCACCUUCUAAAUGACCUGUUUGUUAAUAAAAUAAUCACUCUCGGUAGAAUAAA